AUGCGAUGUUUCAUGUUUCUUUUUACUCUACCAUACACUUCGAGAACGUUGUUUAUUUCAAGCAACAACUGCUCAAUUUCGUCGUCAUCAUUAAAAAGACUUCUCAAAUUGGAAGAGGUAUCUGAAAACUUGUACGACGCAAUUUUUUUUAUUUCGCCUGAUUCGACGAUGUUUCAACGUUACUGUUAUCUGAUUCGUAUUUCAAAACUUUGUGAUGUUUUCUGGGGUAUCUGUAGAUUCAUGAGGCUCUUUAAAGCCAUGAGUGAACUUUGCCAAGGUCAUUGA
This is a messenger RNA of Clunio marinus, 285 nucleotides long. NCBI's taxonomy places the organism in Eukaryota, Metazoa, Arthropoda, Insecta, Diptera, Chironomidae. The record is from the annotation of a GenBank genome assembly.